CACUUCAGCGGAGAAUUUCACAAUGAAGGUGUUUUUCCUCUGCUGCAUUUCCCUGUCUGUGAUUCUCACUGUCAAUUGCUGUGAUGAGUUUUCGGAGAACAGUGAAACAAUCCGUGAUUUCCCUUUCAUGGCAGGAUUGCAGUAUGACGGAGAAUACUUGUGUUCCGCUGCGAUCCUCACGAAGUACUUGGCAGCAACAACGGCCAAAUGCAUCUACCAAAGACCUUAUGUGAAGUUUACUAUGACAGUGGGAAGUGUCAGUAGCCAUGAUUGUGGACACAGUCACGCUAUUCUCGAUCACGAUUACCAUCCGAAAUUCGAUACCAGGACCCUCGAAUACAAUGUUGGCGUUGUGUUCUUCGACAACAUUGAAUUUUCAGUGAAUGUGAGGCCGCUCAAUUGGGACGAACCGCUGAUACCAGUAAAGGAAUUAGGGAAUCUGACGAUUGUAGGAUGGCCGCUUGUCAACUACACGGAAGAAUCCAUUCUUGCAUCGAAGCAGUCUCUUCCGGUGCACAUAACAACAUGUCGCGAAGUAUAUGAAAAUACACCUUUCGUCCAUUCACUUUCACAGAAAAGAAUGAUGUGCACAAAGCCUUUUUUGGAAGACUUCUUCCAGUUGCAAGAUACUUACUGUUUACCCACUGAGGGUUCCUUUCUCAUCUCAAGCAAUGAAUACAUUGGCAUUGGAAUUGCCUCGACUGUGGAGACUUGUCCCAAGCUAAACAGCCCUGUAGCCUUCACGGUCAUCCAAUCGUUCAGCAUUAAGAAGUUCUUCAAAGAUAUGGUGUACAUGUAUAAGGAUCGCGUGAGCUUCAAUAUGAACAGGAGUUCUGGGAAUUUGCCUGAAAACGUGAAAGUCAGUGAAUUAGCUAAGAUCUGAUAUAUAACAAAAAUGUGUUGGAUAUUUAAUUUUACUGAAAUUGUAAGAAAUUGAUGAACUUGUAGUGCAAUAAAGAUAUUAUAGUGCAAAUAAAAUUCUUUUUUCCAGGAUCUAAAAUAUGCCAAA
Molecule: messenger RNA, 1009 nt
Organism: Phlebotomus argentipes
Lineage: Eukaryota; Metazoa; Arthropoda; Insecta; Diptera; Psychodidae
Product: ovochymase-2-like
Exons: 3
Coding region: 23-883 (286 amino acids)
Biological process (GO): proteolysis
Molecular function (GO): serine-type endopeptidase activity
Source: RefSeq, a predicted model, not a curated record